AGUGGGUGGAUUUUACAUAUGAACACGCAUGUGUUUGAGUGCUUGAGCAUAAUGUGUGUGUGUGUUUGGUGAGAGUGUAUGCUUUUGUGCUUCCACUUUGACCUUGUUGAGACUAACAGUGUUAGGCAAAGGGCAUUUAGAUAUUAGUGAUAUACUUGAUAUGAACAGCAGCCAAUAGCAGCGAUACAGCAGGGCUCAGAUAGAAAAGUUAAUCAGCUACAGACUGGUGGGCCUAGUCGGCAGAUAACAAAAGCAUUCACAACUACCAGCUCAGCACUGAUACACACACACACACACACGCACAUAUAUCAGCCCUUCCUUUCACCACUCCCUCCAUACCUUACUGUCAAGCUUGUUCCAGUGCCCAGUUUGUCAGUCUGAGGGUGAACCGUCAUGAGGACGCUGUUGCUGCUGGGGGUGUCGACCUUCUGUCUCUGUGUGUUUGUCACUGCUGACACACAAGCCGACCGACAGGCAGAUAAAUCAUCCCCUGAGAAGGAUGGAGUUUUACAGCUGAAGAAAGGAAAUUUCAACAGGGCACUGAGAAAAUAUAAGCAGCUGCUGGUGCACUUCCAUGCUCCCCUGUCAGGAGAAGGCUAUCGCGUCUCUGCAGCGUUUGAAGGUGCUGCUGCAGAGCUUCAGGGGUCAGAGGUCAAACUGGCAGUGGUUGAUGUGACAAAGGAGAAGGACCUGGCUAAAGAACUCAAUGCGACAGGCCUCCCCACAAUCAGGCUGUACCUUUCUGGAGAUAAACACAACCCUGUACCCUGUCCCGUUCCUAAGAGCUCGGCUUCCAUCUUGACCUGGCUGAAGAGGAGGGCAGGGUCUGCUGCUGACCUCAUCACUGAUCUUAGCCAAUCAGAGGCCUCAGAGGAACUGACAGUGGUUGGAUUUUUCAAGGAGCUGAACGAUGAGUACGUCCAGGUGUUCUACGCUGCAGCGAUUGACCUUCCUGAUGUUAGCUUUGCUGUGACACAGAACAAUGAAGUUAUCAGCAAAUAUGGUCUCACACACGAUGUUGUACUGCUGCUCAAAAAGUCUAAGCUCAUCCAGGCUUACAAAAUGAUGCCUCAGACGUCUAAAGAGGAGCUGAUCAUUUUUAUCACUGUCUACCAGAUGGACCCAGUGACUGAGUACACUGGACAGACAGCCACUCAGAUAUUAACAGCACCCGUGUUGAACCACGCCAUCCUGUUUGUCAACAAAAGCUCUGCUGACUUUAAAGAGAUCUACUCUGCCUUUAACAGCGCUGCAAAAGCAUUCAGGUUGAAGAUUUUGUUUGUGUGGGUGAACGUGGAUGAGCCUCGUAAUGGUAGGGUAAUGGAGUACUUCCGGGUUCGGGAGUUCGAGGCUCCUCUCAUCCGAUUGGUCAACCUGACAGACCAUGUGACCUAUCACCUGCCCUCAGACACUCUGGAUGUAGAAACCAUAAAAAAAUUCUGCCAGUCCUAUCUGGAGGGCAAGGCUAAGCCUAAGAUGCAGAGUGAGCCGAUACCUGAAGGAUGGGACAAACAGCCGGUGAAGGAGCUGGUGGGAAUGACUCUGGAGAAAGUCGCCUUUAACCCCAACAAGACUGUUUUUGUCCUGUUCUAUCUUCCCUACAGUCAGGAGUCCCGCGCUCUGUUUCCACUGUGGGAGGAGUUAGCCGAGGCCUUGAAGGAGCGAGAGGACGUGGUCAUCGCUCGCAUCGAUGCCUCAGCCAAUGACAUCAACAUGUCAAUGCAGGGCACCUACCCAUCACUCUGCCUCUUCCCUGCUCUAUAUGCUGAAAGAAUGGUGGUUUACCCUGGUAAGAGGAAGUUGAAGGACCUGGUUAAGUUUGUAGAUAAAGAGAUGGAAAAAGCCAAAAAAGACAGAGUUAAGGAGGAUGAAGACAGGAGGAAGUACAUCGAGGCCAUAAAAGCUGAAGAGGCAAAAAAAGCUAACAAAACCAAAGACGAGCUUUAAUCCAAAAACAGAGAAUACAGCGUGUGUGUGUGUGUGUGUAUGUGUGUCAUACCUUUUAGUUAGUACUUUUUAAACAUGGAUCUGGUUUUAUCUGCUCAACCAAGCUGUCAAUAACUGUCUGUCCAAUCAAAUCCAAUAAAGUCUUCAGGUAAAAACUC
This is a messenger RNA of Siniperca chuatsi (mandarin fish), 2105 nucleotides long. RefSeq lists its product as uncharacterized. The transcript has 11 exons. Gene Ontology annotation, biological process: response to endoplasmic reticulum stress; protein folding. Gene Ontology annotation, cellular component: endoplasmic reticulum. Bases 394 to 1947 code for a protein of 517 amino acids. Lineage: Eukaryota; Metazoa; Chordata; Actinopteri; Centrarchiformes; Sinipercidae. The record is from RefSeq and is a predicted model, not a curated record.